UUGAGAUUUGAGACUUGCGUGUUGACAGAUAUUCGCCUAUGUUUACUAGUUUAAUUAAACUUUAUUUUUAAUGAUAUUCAAGUUUUCUUUCCUUAUUAAAGGAGUUCACUAAUGAUAUAGUGAUCUCACUCAAGUUAAUCUGAAACAUAUAUACGUAUCUUGCACGAUCUAUAUAUGAUAUUUUUAUGAUGGAUAUUGUCAUAAAAAUUAAUAAUCAGUCUAAUGGGAGAGAUAAACUUGCCAGGUUAAUUCAAUAUGCAAGUCGACUAGUCUGGCAUCAGUUAGAAAGGAGAAAUGCAAAUAAAUAUUCUAUUGAUAGAAUAAAGAGCUUAGAAAGCAAUUUAAGCACAUUUAGAAAAGUUUUAAGACUUGGAAGAUGUCUUGACAUAUGUUAUACAGCAUUGAAUUCGCUUAACAUAGAAGAUCCAUUUUUAAGAAUAUCUUUAACUAUAAGUAAAAUAGCUCAUGCAUUAUUUCUCUACGCAGAUCAUGUUGUGUGGUUGACAAAAAGUGGCUUCCUUAAAACAGAUUCUGAGAACUGGAAUCGCACUGCAAACAAAUUCUGGUUGAUAUCCAUAAUUGCUAAUUUAGCUCGAGAUUUCUAUGAAAUCUUACAUGUUCUAGAAUUGAAUAGAACAACAUUUCUUAAACCCACAGAUCUCAUUGCAGGUUCUAUAAAGAAUUUUAAUUUACAUGUCAGUAUGAAACAUUUGUCUGCUAUUCUUUGCUGUCAUAAAGAUAUUUUCAUAGAUACAUUAAAGAAUUCUUGUGAUAUUUUUAUUCCCUUAACAGCAUUAGGUUUUACCAAAUUAAGCCCUAGUGCUAUUGGUACACUUGGAACAUUAUCAUCAAUUGCUGCAUUAAUUACUCUAGUGAAACCAAUAACAAAAUUAGUUCCUGCGUGAACUACUUAAUUUUAUAGAAUUAUAUGUAGAUUAUCUUCAAAUAUGGUGGUAUAAAAUAUGCGAAUUUUUACAACUAUGUUUUAAAAUUUUCAUUCUAUGGGUCUUAUAAUGGUGUAUGAUAAUCAUCACAAUAAGAUAUAAUAUUCAUUGUUAUGUUAUAACAAGGAGAAGCUAAUAAAUGUGUAUAAUUAAAUGGGUGUUUGUAUAUGA
Molecule: messenger RNA, 1115 nt
Organism: Zerene cesonia (dogface butterfly)
Lineage: Eukaryota; Metazoa; Arthropoda; Insecta; Lepidoptera; Pieridae
Gene: Pex11ab
Product: peroxisomal membrane protein 11B
Exons: 4
Coding region: 186-905 (239 amino acids)
Biological process (GO): peroxisome fission; regulation of peroxisome size
Cellular component (GO): peroxisomal membrane
Source: RefSeq, a predicted model, not a curated record